This is a messenger RNA of Phialemonium atrogriseum, 1050 nucleotides long. RefSeq names its product glycoside hydrolase superfamily. Gene Ontology annotation, biological process: glucan catabolic process. Lineage: Eukaryota; Fungi; Ascomycota; Sordariomycetes; Cephalothecales; Cephalothecaceae. The coding region runs from base 1 to 1050 and encodes 349 amino acids. The transcript has 9 exons. The record is from RefSeq and is a predicted model, not a curated record. Gene Ontology annotation, molecular function: hydrolase activity, hydrolyzing O-glycosyl compounds.
AUGCAUUCCACCGUAGUCUCAACAUUGGCCUUGGCUGCCGGUGCCUUUGCUGGCGUCAUAUCGCCGCGAGCAGGCGUGCAAUACUUCGGCGUCAACAUUGCAGGUUUUGACUUUGGCUGUGCCACCACGGGUGCAUGCAAUCUCUCGCAGACUCUUCCACCACUGGCGGAUCAGGGCGGUCCCGAUGGAAUCGGUCAGAUGCAACACUUUUCCAAGGAUGACGGUAUGAACAUCUUUCGGCUGCCUGUUGGCUGGCAGUACCUCGUCAACAGCACCCUUGGCGGUACCUUGAACACCAAUAACAUCAAUACCUAUGACAAAUUGGUUCAGGGGUGUCUCGCUACUGGCGCUGCAUGCAUCAUUGAUAUUCAUAACUAUGCCCGUUGGGACGGUCAGAUCAUCGACCAGGGCGGCCCAACAAACGACCAAUUUGCAAGCCUCUGGACCCAGCUGGCCACCAAGUAUGCCAGCGAGGAGAAGAUGAUUUUCGGUCUCAUGAACGAGCCGCAUGACGUCCCGGACAUCAACAAGUGGGCGGACAGCGUACAAGCUGCCGUUACUGCCAUUCGGGAGGCUGGUGCCAAGAACCAGAUGAUCCUGAUCCCCGGAAAUGACUGGACCUCGGCGCAGCAGAUGCCCACCAAGAGCGGCCCGGCCCUCCUCAAGGUCAAGAACCCAGACGGCAGCACAGACGGCAUCGUCUUUGAUGUGCACAAGUACCUUGACUCGGAUAACUCGGGCACCCACACCGAGUGCGUGACCGACAACAUUGACACCGCCUUUUCGCCCCUGGCCGACUGGCUGCGCACCAACAAGCGGCAGGCGCUGAACAGCGAGACCGGCGGCGGCAACACCGACUCGUGCGAAAAGUACCUGUGCCAGCAGAUUGACUUCCUAAACAAAAACUCGGACGUCUUCCUCGGAUAUACCGGCUGGUCAGCAGGCGCCUUCAGCCCCCGGACUUAUGAGCUCAGCGAGGUACCAACCAAGAACGGGGACACGUGGACGGAUAGCGCUCUCGUUAAGGCGUGCUUUAAGAACUCCUCGUAA